Messenger RNA from Otolemur garnettii (small-eared galago), 808 nucleotides. RefSeq names its product LSM2 homolog, U6 small nuclear RNA and mRNA degradation associated (gene LSM2). Gene Ontology annotation, molecular function: RNA binding. The transcript has 5 exons. Gene Ontology annotation, cellular component: U4/U6 x U5 tri-snRNP complex; Lsm1-7-Pat1 complex; P-body. Lineage: Eukaryota; Metazoa; Chordata; Mammalia; Primates; Galagidae. The record is from RefSeq and is a predicted model, not a curated record. Bases 192 to 479 code for a protein of 95 amino acids. Gene Ontology annotation, biological process: mRNA splicing, via spliceosome.
CUCUCUCUGAGCCAGCGGCUGCAGCCGGGCUCUGGUCUCCAGUUUUUGGUACGUUCCGCUGCGUUUACCGCUGCACCUGCACGGCCCCACCCCUUCCCCGUGCGGGCUCGCGCUCCUGUACCCUCCUGGUCUCCGACCCGCAGCAUCCAGUCCUCUUCCCGGUCCGGCCCGCAAGCCGCGGUGCCAGCACCAUGCUCUUCUAUUCCUUUUUCAAGUCCCUUGUGGGCAAGGAUGUGGUCGUGGAACUCAAGAAUGACCUAAGCAUCUGUGGAACCCUCCACUCCGUGGAUCAGUAUCUCAACAUCAAACUAACUGACAUCAGUGUUACAGACCCUGAGAAAUAUCCUCACAUGUUAUCAGUGAAGAACUGCUUCAUACGGGGCUCAGUAGUCCGCUAUGUGCAGUUGCCGGCAGAUGAGGUGGACACACAGUUACUACAGGAUGCAGCAAGAAAGGAAGCCCUGCAGCAGAAACAGUGAUGGCUCCUCCCAUUUCCCCUCCCUCCCAUAUUGGUGGCCCAGAAUCUCAAGUCGCAGCCCUGGACCCUUCUUCCUCAAUACUUGAGGCGUUUUGUUUGUUAAGGGAUGGGGGGAGUAAUAGUGGGGAACAGCUAUCCUCUAUUGAGAAGGGGAGGAUAAGUAGGCUGGGGAACUGCAAAGCCUUUCAGUCUCUAGCAUCUGCCCUCCCCACUCCUUUCCUGGAGAUGCUGGGAGACUUUCCUAGGUCUUUCCAGGACAGCAUGUGAUUAAUGUGGGGGAUGGAAAGAAUCUGUCCCGCAUCGGGAAUAAAAUUGAUGAUGCAUAUUUGA